UCAGCGCCGUCAACGGUCAGUCGAUGCGCAAUGUUUGUGCAGUAGUGUACGGUACGUUUCUUUUCAGCUUCCCUCUAGGUGAAGAGUCGAGAAGAGAGAGAGAGCGAUUUGGCAAAAUCGUACGUUCUCGUCAGAAGCAAGUACGACGUAUUUCGCGUGAACGAGAGCAAGUAGCUUAGAGUACCGAGGAGUAAAUAGUGUGAAAGUGACGUGGAAAGUGAAUUGGCGAGAUGAGUACUCCGGUGAAGAAGGUACCCAUUCAUCUGCAGAGCGCGCAGAAGAGAUUGUUAAUUAAAAAUGGCAAGGUCGUGAACGACGAUGGGAUAAUCGACAGCGAUGUUUACAUCGAGGAUGGCGUUAUCAGGCAAAUGGGACGUAAUCUUAUUAUUCCUGGCGGUACAAGGACCAUUGAUGCUCGUGGAAAAUACGUAAUGCCCGGUGGGAUAGAUCCGCACACGCAUUUCGAAUUUGAGUUUAUGGGUACUAAGACGGUAGAUGACUUUUAUCAAGGCACGAAAGCCGCUGUCGCUGGCGGUACCACGAUGAUCAUCGAUUUUGUGAUACCACGAACAGACGAGAGCCUCGUGGAAGCGUACGAGAGAUACAGGCAGAUGGCGGAUCAAAAAGUAUGCUGCGAUUAUGCGUUACACGUCGCCGUCACAUCUUGGAGUCCGAAGGUCAAAGAGGACAUGGCGACGUUGGUGAAGGAUCACGGCGUCGGCAGCUUCAAAAUGUUUAUGGUGUACACGUUCAUGCUGAGAGAUCCAGAGCUGAUUGAGACUUUUAAGGCGUGUAAAGAACUCGGCGCCAUUGCUAUGGUGCAUGCAGAAAAUGGUGAUCUUGUCGCAGAGAAUACGAAGAAAUUACUAGCUGCAGGAGUAACUGGCCCAGAAGGCCACGAGAUGUCACGCCCCGAAGAGGUCGAAGCGGAGGCUGUGAAUAGAGUGUGUGUUAUCGCGAAUCAGGUGAAUAGCCCGUUAUACGUAACAGCGAUUUCAAGCAAAUCGGCUGCCGAUGUCGUGUCGGCAAAGCGGUCGGACGGCAUCAUCGUUUUCGGGGAAACCCUGGCGAGCACCAUCGGUAUCGAUGGUAGUGAGCUAUACGGCAAAAACGUGGAGAGAGCAAGGCGUUUUAUUACUAGUCCACCGUUGCGACCUGACCCAACAACACCUGCCUAUCUAAUCGAACACCUGGCCCAAGAUAAUCUUCAAGUUAUCGGCAGCGACAAUUGCACGUUCAACACCGAGCAGAAGGCUCUGGGCAAAGAUGAUUUCUCCAAGAUUCCCAACGGUGUGAAUGGUGUGGAGGAUAGAAUGGCGGUGCUCUGGGAGAAGGGUGUACACGCUGGCAUAAUGGACCCCACGCGAUUCGUUGCGGUCACCAGCACGAAUGCUGCAAAAAUUUUUAACUUGUAUCCUCGAAAGGGCGUUAUAGCCGUCGGCUCGGACGCUGACAUUGUCGUCUGGGAUCCCAACAGGAAACGCACCAUUUCCGCCCAGACUCAUGUCCAGGCCGUUGACUUCAACAUCUUUGAGGGUAUGGAAGUAACUGGCGUACCUGAAUACGUGAUUGUCAAUGGACGCGUAUGCGUGGACGAGUGUGAAGUUAAAGCUAUUCAUGGCUUUGGAAAAUAUAUAAACGCGGAUCCAUUCGGUUCCUAUGUGUAUGACAUGAUAAAUGACAAGGAAAAGAUACCACGUGGAGUCGCACGAACCGAAGCGGAAGCGAAGAGAUUUGCUGAGGAAGACGCCGCAAUUGCGAAGGCUAAGGAAGCAGCGAAAGCGGCAGCUACGGCUGCGGCUGCGGCACGAGCCAAUCUGAACGGUUCGAUUCACGAUAGUCCAAAAAUAAAAUUGAAAGCUCCCACUUGUAUACCUACCUUACCGGAAUCCGCCGUGAUGACACCAUCCACGAAAGGCCCAAGACUAGAAGGACAAAGAAAUCUACAAGAUUCUACUUUCUCUAUCAGCGAGGAUGUCGAAGAAGCACGAAGGGCAUGCAUUCGCGUAAAUAAUCCACCGGGUGGGCGCAGUGCGGGAGGCUUUUGGUAAUUUUUACAAAAAGAAAAAGCAUCAAGCUUUAUGUAAGAGAAUCACUCAAUGCGAGAAUUGAAUAAGAUUUCACUUCUCUUUUCCUCCCUCCCGUCAUAUCCCUUUUAUCCGUCAUAACACACGUACACACUCUUCUUCGUUUCGAAGAGUAUCAACCCGCUUCCAGGUUUGCUACUCAUUGAAUAUUACACCAAAUCGUUUUCACAUUGUAUUCCUAUCAAUCAAGGUCUGUUCCAUCGAAGGAGGAUGCGGAAGCCACUGGCCAAUAGGUUGUACAUUCAUAUGUUCAUAUUAAUCGUUCAACUUUCGCUUCAUUAUGGCUUCAUCGCUGCACUGUAUCAUUGGCGUGCUUCAAUCAUUGAUCUUGAUUUAUUUUCCGAUUUUUACAUUUAGAAAUUAGAUUCUUUCAUUUUUUUGACAAUGUUAUGUUAAUAGAUUUUUUUUGUUAUCUUUACCUCAAGAAUUAUUUAUUGUUGCACACAUCAAAGUAUACGUAUAUGAUUUGUAUUAUGUCGUAAACUACAAGAUAUGUAUUUAACAUCUGAACGAAAUACUAUAUUGGACGAGAUAUCUUUGAAACAAAGACAUUAAUAAUUUCGAGAAAAAAGGUAAUUAUUUGAUAAUUACAUACAUACACAUUAUAUUUUGUGAAAUUUAUAUUCUUGUGAUCGGCAAUUAUUAUAUAUAAUAAUUGUAAUGAACAAAUUACGGAGAUUACAAGAUCAAACUUAGAAAAAAAUUGUUAUCUAUCAUAAACAUUAAUACAGGAUAAAAAAAAUAAUUUGUUUCUUUUUUUAUAUCAUAUUACGAUUUCUUUAAUUCCAAAGGAAAAUUUAUAAUGAUAAUCAGAAUGAAAUAUCUUAGCCUGUGAAUAAAAACAGGUAUGAUAUUAGUCACAAUUACAUUAUUAAUAAGAAAGUUGCUUGUUUAUUGCCCAAGAUGAGAAAAUUUUGUAUUAGGAAACAGUUGCGUCUCAAGUAUAGAAGUAUAGUUCUAUGGCUGGUAUUCAUAGUUGAUUCUUAUAUUCAAGGCCGUUUUAAGUGCCAUCUUAAGAUGUCAUUAAUCUAUCAGAAAGUUGUAUUAGCAUCUUAAAAUAUUGUUUAAAAUGAUUUUGAAAUAAGACUCGACUAUGAAUACUGGUCAUAGAAAGAUGUGGUAUUUUAAGUUAUGACACAUUAAAUUAUAUAAAAGUUAAAAAAGUUAUGUUUAUUUAUGAGACGUAAAGUGUUACGCAAAUAUAUUUAUAUAUAUAUAUGGACUAGUUGCUCCUUAUGGUAAGACUAUAUAUGUUUGUAUUUAAUUGGAAAGCAAUUGGAAUUCUAUUUCAAAUUUAGUUGUAACAAUAAUUAAUAUCUGUUUCAUAUAUACGAAACAUUAAUAAAUUAAUACUAAAGACUUUUCAUCAAUGCAAUUAUCAUUGAAAGUUAUAUAUCAGCUAUUUUGAAUAUUGCAGUUAAGAAAUAUAUAUACGUAUGUGUAUAUAUUUGUGUGCAUGUAUAUAUAUAUAUAUAUAUAUAUAUAUAUAUAUAUAUAUAUAUAUGUAUGUAUGUAUGUAUGUAUGUAUGUAUGUAUAAAUUUAUUUAUUCUUAUUUAAUUUGUCUCAUUUAUUUUCGCAACAAAACAAACGUUAAUACUUGCAUUGCGAAAUAAGAAAAUAUUUCAAUAAACACAUUUAAUUAGAACGUUACAUGUAUAUGUAUAUAAAGUGCAGUUUUAGUUAAAAUUAAUUUAAAAAUAUUCACUAUUAUAUAUUUAUAUAACUAGUAUAUCGCAAAAGUUUACAUGUGUUUGUCGGAGGCGUUUACUAAAAAUGUUAAGAUUGAGCAAUGUUGCAUUCUAAAUAGAUUGCCAUCAGUUAAUAUUCAUCAUUCGUUAUCUAUCACAAUCAACACAAGUGUGCUAUGAAGUGUCACCAUAAUUGUACGAACUGAAGGAGUCUUGUCAUUCGUAUCGUAUCAAUGACACGAUUUUUACGUCAGCUUUUCGAUAAAUUUAUACUCGUUGUCCUAGAGGCAAUGCAUCAAAGUAAUUUUAGGUCGAAUAAUGAUUUGUACUUUGAUAAACAAUGAAAAUAUCAAUGAUCAGUGGAUUAAGAUUUCCGUUUAGCAUGUAGAUGUAUGUAAAUCCUGUCGGCAAAAGCUUACGGCAACGCUAAUAUAGUACCAAUUCUCCGCUUUCACUGCGUCCGCGUGAAUGCACGAUAUAAAAAAUAACGCACAAAUAUUUGUUUAUUCAUAUCAUCACUAUAAGAUUAUUACAAUAAGAACAAAAUAGAAAAUUUAUACAAGUGCAUUCGCAAUUUAAGAUACGUGUCGUGUCUAAUCAUUUUAUCCAGGUUUCGUCCAACAUUCCGAUCUGUAGAAAUCUACAUAUAACGUGAAAUCUACCUGCUUCUAUGCGUAAAAAAUAUUGAACAUUAUUUUUGAUCGCCAAUUUAACUUUUUUUGAUGCUUCAUUUACAACAUUAACACUAUUUAAAAAUACCAAUAUUACUAUUGAAUUUUCUUUGGUAUAUAUUAAAGAUAAGAAAUGACAAGAGUAAUCAAUUGUAAUCACGUAAUCGUCAUCACAUCACGUAACAAGUAUUAAUUGUGUAAUCGUUCAUGUGUAAAAGAAUUGUUAGUCUUACGACUAGAGCUUAUGCGAGUCAAAGUAUGAAAGACCAAAGCAACAUUAGAAAUCAAAAAUUUUCUAAUAGAUUUUCUAUCAAAAUUCUGCAGACAUUUCUAGGUAUCUCUAUACUAAUGAUAAUCAAGAUGUGACGUAUGUUUAUUUAAAUCAGUAAUGAGUUAGUAGUCGUAAAAUUUAUGUAACUUUUCUAGUAAUUACAUAUUUUUUGCGCAGUCUCCAUUUUUUAUUUCUUAUUAAAAUUGCGUUAAUCAAUUUUGUGAAAUUAUUUAAAAUUAUUUUGAGAGAGAAUUACAUAUUUAAAAAGAAUCAUUUAAUAACAAUUUUAUUUAAAGCAUUGUAAGAGCACAGUGAAUUAUAAGACAAUUAUUGGUUUAUAAAAUAUCUUAUAUAGCACAGAAAUAUUUUAACGCGUUGUUAUCAAUUAAACUUCAUAGAGAGUUAUUAUGCUUUGCGUGUAAUGCUGUUGAUAUUUUAUACCAAAUAUCGAAGAUUUUUAUGUUAUCACUGUUGGAUGUCUACAGUGACAUUUAUUUAUUUAAAUGGCAUAUAUAAGAGUACUUUUAAGAACAAGUAACAUAUUGUAAUUAUCAAUGUGUUCACAUUAUGUGAUCUCGUGUCGAGUACUCGGAAAAAACGCAUAAUUUAUCGAUAUUGACACAUCUAGAGUAUCCUGUUUAUGUCUGUUAUGAUGUAUGUGAUCGCUUUAAAUAAAUAUAACAUAAGUAACAUAA
Solenopsis invicta (red fire ant) is the source of this 5413-nucleotide messenger RNA. RefSeq names its product dihydropyrimidinase (gene CRMP). Gene Ontology annotation, molecular function: dihydropyrimidinase activity. Gene Ontology annotation, biological process: pyrimidine nucleobase catabolic process. Gene Ontology annotation, cellular component: cytosol; cytoplasm. The record is from RefSeq and is a predicted model, not a curated record. Lineage: Eukaryota; Metazoa; Arthropoda; Insecta; Hymenoptera; Formicidae. The transcript is spliced from 10 exons. The coding region runs from base 231 to 2051 and encodes 606 amino acids.